Molecule: messenger RNA, 848 nt
Organism: Blepharisma stoltei
Lineage: Eukaryota; Ciliophora; Heterotrichea; Heterotrichida; Blepharismidae
Source: the annotation of a GenBank genome assembly
AUGGAUAAUCAAACCGCCUCUAUUAUAGCAACACCUGACAGAAGCAAAAAACUCAUGAAUUUGUCUCGCCAAGUGCUCGAAAAAGUAAAAAACGGUGGCGUCACUACAGGCAACCAAAUUGCUAAAGAAAUCCUUAAAGAUUACUCUGAUAGUUCUUAUGAAGUCGAGUUCAAGAAUAUCCAACGAAGAGUGUAUGACGCACUUAAUGUGCUCCAUGCCUUAAAUAUUAUUUCAAAAAUUCGUAAUGAAAUCAGCUAUCAAGGAUUAUCAAAUGACAAAGAAAUCGGGUCAGUUCGAGGAAGUUUGAAUGCCAAAAAAGCUAUGAUUGAAGAAAAAAGAAAAGCUUUAACUGAAAAUUUGCUGCAUUUUAUAGCUCUGCAUAAGCUUCUGAAUCGAAAUAUGGCCCAAGAGACCAAACCAAACGUUCUGCUUCCUUGUGUAGUAGUAAGAGGAAGAGAAAUGAAUAUUGAUGUCCAAGAAGACUCAAUAAGAAUUUUGUCAGAAAAUCCAGUCAUGAUAUAUAAUGAUGCACAUUUGUUGGCGAAUAUGAAGUUUCAUCAUUUUACUGCUAGCGAUUUAAGUGAUACUUUUCCAAUAGAAUUAUUAUUGGUUUGCUAUUAUAUACAGCAGCUACUGAUGAAGACUGAAGUUUAUUUUAUUUAUAAAUUAAGGGUUUAUUAUCAAAAAAAUUGAUUAAAGUGACAGAAAAUAGCAUAAAUGCUGUCACAAGCCAAGAAGAAAAUGAGGUCAGGACUGAAGAAAAAGAAGUAAAGGAAAAGGAUUAUAGAGAACUUUAUAUUGAUUUAUUGAAUAAAAAUCAGUGUAUAGUUAGGCAUGAAAGCUGUUAA